UCUCUCACUUCCCCGAGUAAAGAGUGUGAGACAUCACAUCGAGAAUGCAAUUCCAAAUCUGUAACGUGUAAUUUUACACUAUCAGAAGGAGGGACACGUUCAAUCUCAGUCUUUAAAAAGAUGUCUGGCAACGAAGGGGUGUGUGUGUGUAAAACAAUAACAUGCAUGAUGUAUAUUAUGAUCAGAUCGUAUACGUGAUUAUAAGCAGAUUAUUCCUCUAAUCUUAUAAGUGAUUAAAAAUGGAAACCGAGCUUCGGCACAUCAGUAAUAAUAAUAAUAAGUGGUAUGACGUGAUCAGUGGAUCGAUGAGGCUCUCUCUGAGUCACCAGAUCUCACUCUGAGAGAUCUGGUGGAAAGUCAGAGUUAUAGAGUUAUAGUGCUGAGAAAAGUUUGUAAAGAAAAAAUAAAAGUGUUUUUAUAAGGUUUUCAUUUCUUUGAUUCACCCUCUUAUAUUAAUGCACUUGUUCUUACAUGUUAUCGUUCCUAUAGUAGCUGAUAAUCAAGGAUGGGGUUGUGUGAUGCGUUACCAUGACCACCUGCUAUUGUUAUGCGUGUGUACAUAAUACGGGAACGCUUUAAGUGACCAUUCCCAUAAUAGUUUAUGAUUUCUGAGGCCCUCAUUGUAUCUGCAUUAUUAUAACGUAUUGCACUGGGGAGCUGUUUACCAAACAGUCAGUAAACCCUGCUGGAAGUGUUUUUUUAUUUAUUUUAUUUUUAUUAAAAAAAAAUUUUUUUUUUGCCCCCUAUCACUUUCUGUGCGAGGGUGGAGUGAGUGUUCUCAGUCCCGUCUCGGGCUGAACCAUCACAGCUCUAUUAAAAUUGUCAUCAAGUCUGAACAUUAGAACCCAGCUUCCUUUUUUUUCAAGAACACACUAUAUGGCCAAAAGUUUGUGGACACCUGACCGUCACACCCGUACAGUAUACUCUUGUUGAACAUCCCCUUCCAGAUGUAUUUCCCCUUUGCUGUUACAAUAGAGUCCACUCUUCUGGCCAGUAAAGUUCUUCUGCAUCAACCUUAACACACUGUGUCUUCAUGGAGCUGGGUUUGUGUACAGGGGCGUUGUGAUGCUGGAACCGGUUUGGGUCUAUUAGUUCCAGUGAAGGGAAAUUGUAACGCUACAGCGUACAGAGACGUUCUAUACAGCUGUGUGGCAACAGUUCAGGGAAGAAGCACAUGUGGGUGUUAUGGUCAGGCGUCCAUAUACUUUUGGUUACAUGGUAUAUCAUGUUUAUGCUGUAAUGAAGAUUCAGUGAACUGCAGGCUGGUGACUGAUUUCAGCACCAAGGACAGCACCAGCUGAGGCCUGAGUCACUAUGAGAGGCCGAGAGAAACAAGUCUCUCUCUCCAUUUCUUUAUCUCUUUCUGUCUGACUGAUUGUCUUUCCAUCUCUCUCUUGAUCGGUCUCUGUCUCACACUCUGUGUAUGUGUGUCUCACUGUUGUCUCUAUCUCGGUCUCUCACUUUGUCAUUCUCUCUCACUUUCUUUCUGUCUGACUGCCUUUCUGUCUCUAUUGAUCUCUCUCUCUCUCUCUCUCUCUCUCUCUCUCUGGGAGUGCGUGCGUGGGGAGGACAGAGUGCGGUUCUGAGACAAAAUCUUUUCAAAAUGUUUGGUAAACAGAGCAAAUGAUGUACUGCACACAAUCAUACACAAAGAUCAAUCAUACUGUAUAAGACAGAUCUAUUACAGAGAAUCUGCAUCUAGUAAGGGACUUGUAUGACCAUGCGUAUGACAACAAGAUUGAAAUGGGGUUUUUACCAUUAGAUCAGGAGAAAGCUUUUGACCGGGUCGAACAUGUUUUUCUUUUUAACAUCCUAAAGGCUUUUGGUUUUGGUGAAAAUUGUAUCUCAAUGAUGAGGCUAUUAUACUCUGAAGCUACAUUUAUGAUAAAAGUGGCCGGUAGCUUAAGUACUGCUGUGAAGGCUCAGAGGGGUAUCAGGCAGGGCUGCCCCCUGUCGGGCCGACUUUACAGCAUAAUUAUUUAACCCCUGCUAUAUAAGCUUAGGAAAGAAUUGACGGGUCUACAAAUCGACACUCUAAACGGUCAACAACCCACCAAAUUAUCUGCAUAUGCGGAUGAUAUCACAGUCAUAUUGUGGUGUUUGUCUUUUAGAUGCUGGUGAGACAGAGACUGUGGAGGACUCUCCUCCUCCUGAGAGUUUCAGGCUGGACCACACACUAGUGUAAGCAUACCCACGGUUUCCUUUCACAACUGCGUAUCUGAGCGUGUCUUUAACACUGACCUGUGAUGUGUUUUGAUAGCACCCCUUAUUCAAGCUCCAUAAGGGAGAUGCUGAUGACAUUUGGGACCGCAACUUAUAAAGUUGGGCUUAAGGUGCACCCUAAUGAGCAGGACCCCCGUGUGCCUAUCAUGUGCUGGGGCAGCUGUUCUUACACCAUCCAGUCUAUAGGUCAGUCUGCACCCAUUUCUUACAGACUAAGAAUUCAUGUAUAAGAUUUACAAUAUUCACUGACCUGUGUUAAGGGGUAGUUAGUAAAAAUGUUGUUCUUUUUGGUAAAGAACUUUAUGAUAUGCAUUUGUUGUUUUUCUGUGCUUGUAUUUUGUACAGAGAGAUUAUUGGUAGAUGAGGAGAAGCCUUGUUUGGAAGUUUACCCUGUAGACAGGUAUGACAACCCAACUUAUUGUCAUAUCUCAGCCCAGCCAGGACUCGGUUUCCAGAGAAGCAACACCCACUUCUAACAUGGCCGCUGAGGACUACACUUCCCACACACGCAUGCGCUCACCUCCCCGGAGUUCUGAUCUCACACACCUGCAGCCAAUCACCUUGUCCACUCACCACGGCUUAUUAAGAGACUUUGGAUACAGAGACACUUUGUGAAGUAAAUGUUCAGCAGACUAGUUUCUCUGUCGUUCUCCAAGCGUUACCUGCUGUGUUUAUUCGAUAAGUGACUUUGACCUUUGCUUACGUCCCCGACCACGAUUUCUGUCUUGCCCCGUUUGUUUUGUUUGCAUGAUCGCCUGACCCUCGCUUGCUUCUUGAUUAUGGACUGUGUUCACCCCUCUGGAUUAUUCUGCCUGAACCUGCCGCCCGCUUCUGCUUCUGUAUUCCCCACGGUACGUGACACUUAUCAAGCCAGAAUGAAUUCUUCUUUCGAGGGAUGUGUGAUGAUGUAAUAAAUUCUGUAUCAGAGGUAUUGUUAGUGCUGUUAAAAUACUCGACGAAGCACUGUUUGCUUGCAGGAUGUAGUAGUUAAUUGUACACUAGAAUAAAUUCUUCCGAUGAUUUGAUUUGCUUUUCACUUGUAAUUCUAAAUAUAAAAGCAUAUAUAUAACUGUGUGUGUAUAUAUAAAUAGACUGCAUCUGUCAGAUCAUUACUCAAGCUUCUGAGCAUCAUUCGCACUCUAAAGAUAUCUAGAAGAUUGCUCAAUUAUGUGUUCGGGGUUCAUUUUGGUAGCAUUACUAUUCUGAAUCACAAAUAUCUGCAGGUAUUAUGCUAUCCUUCCUCAGUUCUAAUUCCUUCUAUAUCCUGUGAUAUUUAUCCAUAUUUUGUAUCCUAAAUAAUAAAAAAUAGAAGUGUCAUAAAACGUGCCCUUGUUUAGGAGACUAUUUGAGUUCCCUGGCUCAGUUUGGCUCUGCAUGCUGGACUGUCUCCUCUCACUCCUCUGUGCAAAAUCACUUCAUGCGACUGUUGCACUUGUUCUUGAUCCCCAGGUGGAAAGUUCCCCCUGCAUUCUGGAUAUGGACAUGUUCCACUUAGUGGUGAGUCUGGUGCUGUCCUAUUCAGCAUUGCACUGCUUAGACUCCUCAGGGCUUAGUGCGGAUACUGCACACCUGCAUCUCUUCCACUUGGUCAUUGUUGCUCACCUGGUCCAGAUCCUCCUCACCUCUGUGCCAGGUGCUGGGGAAUGGGAAGUGCUGUGUGCAUAUGUGUCUGCCUCCUAACCUGCUCCAGCUCUAUUAUAAUCACCAGGAGCUUCUGGAUCCCCUGCUUCAGGGGUGAGAAACUUCAUAACUGAGCCGAGAAAUGACAGGUUUUCUGUGAAUGCUGAUGAUGCCAUAUCAUGUGUACACAUCAUUGAUUGUUUUGUAAUGGGUUGAGUGUGUUGUGUCCAUUUGUCCUGCAGGUGGUGCUCACAUCCAGGCAUGCAACAAUGUCUCCAGUCACCUGAAACCCUUAUAAGGUGAUCAUUCUUUGUUCUUAUCUAUAGCCUUCUGAACUUUGCUUUGAAAUGGUGGUUUUAACCCCCUUACCCCGUAAGGCCGAUAUAGCGGCCUAAACGUAAACGUUAUCCCCGUGAGGCCGGUGUACUGGCAUUGCUCUGCUAUGAUUCCUUACUUAUUUAAUUAUUAUUUUUUGACCCGGAAGGUUGAUGAAGUCAUGACGUCACGACAUGAUUACAACAUUACGCUGUCAUUACAAUGAAGAUGAUCCAAGCGUGAAUAUUGGCGUAAUAGUAGAAGUUAACUAAAAAUGCCAAAGUGAAAAGCUAAUCGUGUUCCAGCUAAAGUUACACCUACAGUGAACACAG
Molecule: messenger RNA, 4490 nt
Organism: Ictalurus furcatus (blue catfish)
Lineage: Eukaryota; Metazoa; Chordata; Actinopteri; Siluriformes; Ictaluridae
Product: E3 ubiquitin-protein ligase UBR2-like
Exons: 4
Coding region: 3598-3903 (101 amino acids)
Source: RefSeq, a predicted model, not a curated record